This is a messenger RNA of Trichoderma atroviride IMI 206040, 1942 nucleotides long. RefSeq lists its product as uncharacterized. Gene Ontology annotation, cellular component: fungal-type vacuole membrane. Gene Ontology annotation, biological process: calcium ion transmembrane transport; intracellular calcium ion homeostasis. Gene Ontology annotation, molecular function: calcium:proton antiporter activity. The record is from RefSeq and is a predicted model, not a curated record. Lineage: Eukaryota; Fungi; Ascomycota; Sordariomycetes; Hypocreales; Hypocreaceae.
GCCCUCAGUCCUUCUAUUGGUGACUCCUGGACAGGAUUUUAUUCCCAGAAACCUGGCAGCCCUCCACUGAGGGCCGGAGCCUUACAGUAGAAGCAGCAAAACCUGUAAUGCCCCGUAUCUGCACGGCCUGAAUGCCAAUCUCCUCCGCCUGGCAGAGUGUCUGGAGCCACAGGAGGCUUGCCACGUCGUCGACCCCUGGGCCCGGCCUGCGCUACGUCGCUCGUGAAGCGGGAUACCGAGAGUAUUUAGCAUUGUGCAUUGCCCAGAGCGAGAGUCAGCCGGAGCACUGAUAUUUCUGCUCACACAUCUCCAGACUCAGCUACAUAUGAGUAGUAGCCGUCGGGGGCUGCCCACUAACACCACCACCACCUUUGAGCGCAUGGUGUCAAAGUGAACAGGGACAAGACAAAGGAUAUUCAUUAGCCCCACCACUUGGCAUCGACCCGCGCUUUGAUUCAUUCAGGCUGUUUCAAUGGCUAGUCCCAGCCAUCGCCGCUUUGGCUCUCAAGGCCAGCGCCAAAGUCUCGUCCACAACGAUGGCCUCGAACCCGGGCCUGUUUAUAACAAGACCUACGGCGCUGAAGAGACGCUUCCUCCCCCAAACACCACCAGCAACGAAUACAAACGAACCCAGUGGCGGCGCAGUGGUGAAGGCCAAGGCCAAGACAUGAAGCUCUUUAGGAUCAAGUCCGGUGGCGAAAGUGGCCGCAACGGCAUUCAUCCCUGGCACUUCUUCAGAAUUUGCUUCCGCUCUUCUUGCAAAGCCAGCGCAGCCGUCAAUAUCCUCUGGCCUAUUGUUCCCGUUGCUUUGGCUGUUCGGUAUUCUUUGCCACAACAACAUGUUCUCAUUUUCACCCUCUCCUACAUUGCAAUGGCCCCUUGCGCCAACCUAAUCGGAUUCGCUGGCCAAGAGCUUGCUCGCAAACUCCCCCAUGUUCUCGGCGUCCUUAUUGAGACGACGGUCGGCUCUAUCGUCGAGAUCAUCCUCUUCAUGGUUCUACUCUCCAUGAAUCAGUUUCUUGUCAUAAAAGCCGCCAUCCUCGGUUCGAUUUUAGCCACUAUGCUUCUCUGCUUGGGCCUCUGCUUUUUCGUCGGAGGAUUAUACCAUGAGGAACAGAGCUUCAGCGAUACUAUUAGCGAGGCAGGCAGUGGUUUACUUCUCACAGCCGGCGUGGCAUUAGGCAUUCCCACAGUCUUUCAGCGAGGACUUCCAGAAUCCAAUUUGACACCUGAAGAGAUGGCCCACAAGACCCUAAGCAUCUCGCGAAUUGUAUCCGUCCUGCUCAUCAUUGCAUACUGCGUUUUUGUCUUUUUUCAAGCCCGGACGCAUCACGGUCUCUACCAUGACAUUUUCGAAAUGGACGAAGAGCGUGACCGCGACGGUCACAAGGACGCCGCCAAGGACAAGCUCACCCUGAUAGAAUGUCUCAUUGCGCUAAGCGUUGCCGUUGCUCUUGUUACUUUGAUUGCAAUCACCCUUGUCUUGCAAAUCGAGCCCAUCAUUGAGCACUCAAGGGUGUCUGACGCUUUCAUGGGUCUUAUUCUGGUUCCUUUCGUCGAGAAAUUCGCCGAGCAUAUCACCGCUAUUGACGAGGCGUGGGACAACCAGAUGAACUUUGCGCUGUCGCAUGUCCUGGGCGCCACUCUUCAGACGGCCCUAUUGAACGCACCCCUGGUCGUCGUCGUGGCUUGGGGCCGUGAUAAGGCUCUGGAUCUAGACUUUGGCAUCUUUGACCUCGUCAUGCUUAUUCUCGCCAUUCUAACUGUUGGUCGAUUUUUGCAAGAUCAGAAGAGCAACUAUCUUGAAGGUUUUCUCUUGGUGGUUCUUUACGUGGCUAUCGCCGUCUCUGCUUGGUACUAUCCGAAUCCAGCCCACGGAGGAGCCGAAGGGUCUGGCUCUGCAGAAGGUGUAGAAGCUGGCGAGAAAUUCCGCCUUUUUUGA